UCGCCUACUAGCAGACUUAUGCCUGCUUGCUGCUUAAGCGCCCGCCACCAGCCACUGUCUCUCGUGGUGGUGUUUUGUCUCCACCAAGAAAGAAAGACCCGAUCCGAUUCGAUCCUCCAGUCUAUAAAGCAGCUCCCCAAAAAGUAUCUAUAGAAGUAUAGAUACACAAAAGUCAGCACAAAACAGUAUCUCUACCAGGCUAAAGGCAAGCAGUUCUGCUCAGUUCAGUUGCUCAGAACAGCACACAAUCAACCUGGGAAUUGGUUGGUAGAUGGAACAUAUCAACACAAAAACGACAAAAAAACAACAACAACAACAACUAAAAACGACGACAACAACGACGAUGUUUUUCUUCGCCUCCAUCAUGGAGAAUCGACCUUUUUCAGUUUGAUUCCAGACUUGGUUAGAGUAAGACGCGCGGGCAAGAUCGAUGUGCGUUCCAUUUAUUCGUUGUUGGUGUUUUUUUUUUUUCUCUUCGUUAAAUGUAUCUAGAUACUCGAUUUCUGCACUAAAUUUUGUUUCCUUCCUCGACGAUUUUUCCCUUGUUUUUGUUGUCUUUUUUUGUCUUCAAUUCGAAUUUUGUUUAUAUUUCUGAUGCUGCUGCUGGGCGGUUGUAUCUUUAAGAUACCAUUUGUUGAUAAUCAAUGUUUUUGUUAGUUUAUUGGAAGAUUUUAGAUUGAAUUUUGAAGUUCCCUAGAAAAGAUAAACUCCAUAUCGCGACACGGGUCCCCGAAAAUCUUUGUAUCUAUCCCAAAUUUUUCCCCCAAAUGUGAUGUAUUUUUGAAGUUCUUCUUGUGAAAUGAAAAUUUAAUGAAAUGUGAAGAAAUUAAGUUCAAAGAUAUAAAUUUUGGUUAAAAAGAUAAAAAAAAAAAAUAUUUAUAUCCAAAUAACCAUAUCUUCAGUGUGCUUCGGUUUUUAUUCCUGGAUAACGAUAAGGUGGUCGAACCACAGGAGGAGGCUCAACUUUUCGGAUAAAGUCGAAAAAAAAAGAGUUCAAUUGUUAAAAAAAAAAAUCAAUCCAAUGAAGUUGUUAUAUCGUUUUAACUUAUGGCAUUUUGGUAAAAAAAAAAUAUAAAAAAUAAAUUGUGUUAAAUAAAUUACAACAAAAAAAAAAAAAAAAUCAAGUGUGAGAUAAAAUUGCUAAAAUUUAUUGCAAAUUAUCAUUGUGCUAAAAUUUGUGAAAAAAAAAGAGAAUCAUUUUAAAUGAUUCCCUGUGUCAGUUUAACCGAAACCAGUGUACUGGGCAAUAUGAAAGAAAGAGUUAAAGAAAUGAAGGUCUUCGGAUGCCGAUUAAAUUUUUGGAAUAAUAUUGGACAUAGCCUGACGAGUUCUAAAGGCACAGGAAGUUCUCCCGCCCAGAAUUCGACACGGAGCAUAAGUCCAAAUAAUUCAACGUCCACCAGUCAAUUUAGCCUGCAUCAUAAUAGUUCGGGUAGUUUAGGUAGUUCUACGCCCACCUCAUCUCAUCUGCCGUCAUCCGUUUCAACAUUUAAAACGUCAACAAGUAUUGUGAACGGAAACGGUACGGUUAUUUUGGAUAACACAAUGCCAGGUGGUAUUCCGACGCCCGGUACUCCAAAUUCAAAAGCUAAGGAUAACUCGCACUUUGUGAAAAUCGUCGUUGCACUAUAUCCUUUCAAAGCCAUCGAAGGCGGUGAUCUCUCCCUUGAAAAGAAUGCUGAAUACGAGGUAAUUGAUGACUCUCAAGAGCAUUGGUGGAAAGUCAAAGAUCAGCACGGAAAUGUUGGCUACAUACCUAGUAAUUACGUCAAGCCAAAAGCUCUUUUGGGUCUUGAACGAUAUGAAUGGUAUGUCGGUGAUAUGUCCCGACAGCGAGCUGAGUCUCUGCUUAAGCAGGGCGACAAAGAAGGCUGUUUCGUAGUUAGAAAAUCAUCCACAAAAGGUCUUUACACCUUAUCGCUACAUACCAAAGUUCCACAAUCGCAUGUUAAGCACUAUCAUAUUAAACAAAACGCACGUGGAGAAUACUAUCUCUCAGAGAAGCAUUGCUGUGAAACAAUUCCUGAUCUUAUCAAUUAUCAUCGACACAAUUCGGGAGGCCUAGCCUGUCGUUUAAAGUCAUCGCCCUGUGAUAGGCCUGUACCGCCAACAGCUGGAUUGUCUCAUGAUAAAUGGGAAAUCCAUCCAGCGGAACUGGUGCUCGGUGAGGAGCUUGGCUCUGGCCAAUUCGGUGUUGUGCGCCGUGGCAAAUGGCGCAGUUCAAUCGACACAGCUGUUAAAAUGAUGAAAGAGGGUACAAUGUCUGAGGAUGACUUCAUUGAAGAAGCCAAAGUUAUGACCAAAUUACAACAUCAAAAUCUGGUCCAACUUUAUGGAGUUUGUUCGAAACAUCGCCCAAUUUACAUUGUGACUGAGUACAUGAAACAUGGAUCCCUGCUAAAUUAUUUGAGACGACAUGAGACCACUUUGAUUGGUAAUAUGGGUCUGCUAUUGGAUAUGUGCAUUCAAGUAAGCAAAGGAAUGGCAUAUUUAGAAAGACACAAUUAUAUCCAUCGAGAUUUGGCUGCUCGCAAUUGUUUAGUGGGUUCGGAGAAUGUUGUGAAAGUGGCUGAUUUUGGAUUAGCCCGAUAUGUUUUGGAUGAUCAGUAUACUAGUUCUGGCGGUACCAAGUUUCCUAUUAAAUGGGCACCACCAGAGGUCUUGAAUUACACUCGAUUCUCGUCAAAGAGUGAUGUUUGGGCGUAUGGUGUCCUUAUGUGGGAAGUGUUCACAUGCGGCAAAAUGCCAUAUGGCCGCCUUAAGAAUACUGAAGUUGUUGAACGUGUCCAGCGUGGAAUUAUUCUAGAGAAACCAAAGUCCUGUGCUAAGGAAAUUUAUGAUGUAAUGAAAAAAUGUUGGUGUCACUGUCCCGAGGAUCGUCCAUCGUUCCGAGUUCUUAAAGAACAACUCGCAUUAAUUGCUCAAACUUUAACCGAUUAAGCAGUAUGUGUAUAAUGGAUGGCAUCUUAAUAAUGCGCUCUCACUAGAAUGAUCAAAAAUUUAAAAAAAAAAGAAAAGAAUUUUAGUAAAAGAAAUGAAGAAGAAAAAAUAGAAUAGCGACUAAAAAAAAUCUCAUCUAUAAUUACAAGAAAAAAAAAAAAAAUACAGAAAUAAGAAUCUAAAUAUAUCUCCUCCUCAUAAUCAUUAGAACAAAUUUUAACUAUUAAUCGUUGUUUUUUUUUUUUUUGUAUUUAAUCUUUUUUUAAUUUUUACUUAAAAAUAAAAUCAUAAUUUUCAAUAUUAAUUAUAAAACAGAAAAAUAAAAGAAAAAUGUGAGAACUUUUAUUAAAUAUAUAUAUAAACUUUAAAGAAUAUAUAAACUACAGUGUAAGAGACGUACGACAAAGAUAAACAAUUUUAGAUAAAAUUAUGUAAAUUUAUAUAAAAAAAAAUGAAAAACAGAAAAUUAUAAUUUAAAUUUGAACAAAAAAAAAAUAUAUAAAAUUUAAGUUUAUAUUUAAAUAAAAUAAACAAAAAAUAACUAAAAAUACAUUAAACAUUUUAUAUCGGAUUUUUUUGUACAACCAAUCAAUAUGCUUUUUACAAAUUUAAGAAAAAAAAAAACAAAAUUUUAACUAAAAAAUAAAAUAAAAAAAUAUUAUAUGAAUGGAAAAUAUAUUAUAUAAAAAUAAAACAAAAAAUAUAUUAUCUCAUAUAAAAAAAAUGCAUAUAACUAUGUAUAUCUAGAAAAAGUAACGCUCAUAAAUUUAAAAACAAAAAACUAUUUCUUAAAAUAAAAGAAAUUAUAUAAAAGAAAUACUUUUUUUAAAGCCUUAAAAAUAUAUUGCUGUAUAUUUAGUUUAUUUUGUAUGUUUUAUGUCAACUAAUAAAAUUAAAUUUAAUUUUUAAAAAUAUUAAUUGUAAUUGUGCUAUAUAAAAUGAUUUUAAUUGGCAAUACAUAAUAAUUAUUUUUAAAUUUUAAUAUUCAAUAAAAAUGCCUGAAUUGCGAAAUGCGCGCUGAAAGAAAAAAGAAGUAAAAAUAAGAUAUUUUAUGUGUUUUAAGAGAAAUACUGAAAAGAUAAAAACUUUUUUAUUCUAUAAUAUAGAAUGUUUGCGAUUAUAUUUUAUGUUUUUUUGUGAUUUAUGUUUAAUUAUUAAAAAAGAAAUAAGAAAAAAUUAAUGAAGUGAAAACAAAGAAUUUGCUUUGAUUUAAAAUAAUAAUAAUAAUUUUAAUUAUGUAUAAUGUAUCUCGAAUUUGAAACUCGAAUAAUGUUUUAAAACAAUUUCUAUAGAUAAUAAUAAUUAUUAUUUACGUUUUGCUCAAAUUUUUGUUUUCUUUUAUUUAUUUCAGAAUUUUUUUUUCGCUCUUUUGCUUGAAUAUUAUUAGUUUUCUUUUUCAUAAAUCGAAAUGAGAAUAAAAGAAUGUUUUUUUUUAGUUUCUCCAAAUGUUUCAUAUUAUGUAUAAUUUUAUUAUUUUACUUUUUAAAAAUAUAAUUGUACUGUGUAUGGCCUUGAUUUUAAUGAAAUAUAAAUAUAUAUUUUAAUUGUAAACAUUUUAUAAUAUUAUUUGUUUUAUUUUUGUUGAUGAGUGAGUUUGUUUGUUUGAUUCUUUUUUGGUUCAGAAUUUGGGUUCUGUUUAGUUGAUAGCUUAUGUUUUAAUUUAUUUUUGUAUGGUUUAGAAGACAGUUUUUAAAUACACCUGAGAUGACUAGUUACAAGGAUUGAAGGAAUGAAAAAGACUGGGCUAUAAAACUCUCGC
Molecule: messenger RNA, 4699 nt
Organism: Episyrphus balteatus (marmalade hoverfly)
Lineage: Eukaryota; Metazoa; Arthropoda; Insecta; Diptera; Syrphidae
Gene: Btk29A
Product: tyrosine-protein kinase Btk29A
Exons: 12
Coding region: 1204-2940 (578 amino acids)
Biological process (GO): peptidyl-tyrosine autophosphorylation; intracellular signal transduction
Molecular function (GO): ATP binding; non-membrane spanning protein tyrosine kinase activity; protein binding
Source: RefSeq, a predicted model, not a curated record